Parnassius apollo (apollo) is the source of this 582-nucleotide messenger RNA. The record is from the annotation of a GenBank genome assembly. Lineage: Eukaryota; Metazoa; Arthropoda; Insecta; Lepidoptera; Papilionidae.
AUGCGGGCUUACAUGAAAAAAGUUUUGUACAGGGAAAAUAUCGAAAAACGUACUCUCCGUCUCGGCCUGAUCCACGAUCGCCUAUCGAAUGAGACGGAAGAACAACGUGCCCACCGCCUCGGCGUGCUCCACAAUCGUCUAUUGAAUGAGACGCAAGAGCAACGUGCCCACCGCCUUGGCAUGAUCCACGAUCGUCUAUCAAAUGAGACCCAAGAGCAACGUGCUCACCGCCUUAGCAUGAUCCACGAUCGUCUAUCGAACGAGACGCAAGAGCAACGUGCCCACCGCCUUGGCAUGAUCCACGAUCGUCUAUCGAAUGAGACGCAAGAGCAACGUGCUCACCGCCUUAGCGUGAUCCACGAUCGUCUAUCGAACGAGACGGAAGAGCAACGUGCUCACCGCCUCGGUGUGAUCCACGAUCGUUCCUCGAGAGACGGAAGAGCAAGGCUCCCUCGGACUAUCGAACGAGACGGAAGAGCAACGUGCUCACCGCCUCGGUGUGAUCCACGAUCGUCUGUCGAACGAGACGGAAGAGCAACGUGCUCACCGCCUCGGUGUGAUCCACGAUCGUCUAUCGAAUGA